This is a messenger RNA of Uranotaenia lowii, 1066 nucleotides long. RefSeq names its product thioredoxin-2-like. The record is from RefSeq and is a predicted model, not a curated record. Gene Ontology annotation, molecular function: protein-disulfide reductase activity. Lineage: Eukaryota; Metazoa; Arthropoda; Insecta; Diptera; Culicidae. Bases 191 to 514 code for a protein of 107 amino acids. The transcript is spliced from 2 exons.
GCUAUUCAUUACACAAGUGUCAGUCGAGCAACGAGCACGGUUCGCGCAGUUUUGUCCCCGACAACGACAUCCGGCAUAGUGUGGAAACAAAUUAGCUGCACCUUUCCAGUAGGCAGCGGCCAGCAGUGAAAGUUACGCAUUUUAUUGCCAGUGUUUUCGUUUGAAGGUUUACUCUCCACCCCGUUCAAGUAUGGUCAAUCCCGUGAAAGAUGCUGUCGACUUCGACAGCCAGCUGGAGGCUGCUGGAGAUAAGGUUGUGGUGGUCGAUUUCUUUGCCACCUGGUGCGGUCCGUGCAAGGUCAUCGCCCCCAAGUUGGAGGAGCUGAAGAACAAGUACGCCGACAAGAUCGUGGUCCUGAAGGUCGAUGUGGAUGAAUGCGAGGACAUUGCCGUAAAGUACAACGUCACCAGCAUGCCGACCUUCGUGUUCAUCAAGAACAAGAAGGUGGAGGAUCAGUUCUCGGGCGCUAACGCCGAAAAGCUCGAAGCGUACAUCAAGAAACUUAUUGAAUAGAAAGUACAAGAAAAUUGAUUCACCGUACACUUUUGUUUAUACAUUUCAAAAUAAUGAUGUUUUCAAAAAGUUGCAGUCCUAGCUAAACUUUACACAAUCAAAAGUAUCCAAAAAUGCCUUUCGAAAUUUGCUGUUGGCCCCACUGUGUGUUUUAGAAAAUGUUCUCAGUUAAGUUUGAGGUGGUGAAAAAUACAGUACACACGUUAAUAAAUUUGGAAGCCACGCGGAAUUUCCGAUUUAUUUGGCAAUCACAUGUUACCAGCAAAAAACAUACAAGAUCUGCAAAAUGAAAUGUACAACAGAAUAAGCACGAUCAUUAACCAGCAUAAUUGAGAGCGUAGAUGCACUUUUACAUCGUCUUUAUUCAAGAAACCUACAUAAGUAAAUAAAGAAAUGCAGAGGUCGAAGACAAUCUCAUACAACUGAGACAGAGCAGUGUGAAACUUUUUCUUGUCAUUGGUAAAAAGCAUACUGGACACCGAAAAACCCUCGAAACCGCGUGUAACGCUUUUAAACGAAUAAUUGAAUAAAGAGUUCUGCAUUGAAGCAAUA